AUGAUAGAUGAUAAAAUAUUAGUUGCAUCAAAUACCAAGAUCAGAGUUCUCACGUUAGAUAACGGAGAAGAACUACUUAAGUUUUCCACAGAUGUUGGUCUGGUGAAGCAUAUGCAUAUGUUGGAUGAUACAAACACCAUAAUUACAUAUGUAUUUGGUGACAAGAAUCUGCACAUGUGGAAAAAAUGGAUAAAGUCAACAACCAUUAGCUGCAAGAAGUUAUGA
Molecule: messenger RNA, 225 nt
Organism: Lactuca virosa
Lineage: Eukaryota; Viridiplantae; Streptophyta; Magnoliopsida; Asterales; Asteraceae
Source: the annotation of a GenBank genome assembly